Molecule: messenger RNA, 906 nt
Organism: Aureobasidium namibiae CBS 147.97
Lineage: Eukaryota; Fungi; Ascomycota; Dothideomycetes; Dothideales; Saccotheciaceae
Product: NAD(P)-binding protein
Exons: 4
Coding region: 1-906 (301 amino acids)
Molecular function (GO): oxidoreductase activity, acting on the CH-OH group of donors, NAD or NADP as acceptor
Source: RefSeq, a predicted model, not a curated record
AUGUCUCGUCCUGGAGUAGCUCGCACCGCGUCGACCAACCUUGGCAGUGCAAAUGGCCAGAGAGUGUUGGAAGGCAAGAUGGCCAUUGUCACCGGUGCUUCAAGAGGUAUCGGUGCCGCAACAUGCGAGAACCUCGCCUCCAAGGGCUGUUCGCUCGUCAUGAACUACACGUCCGACUCGUCCGAAUCCAUCACCAAACAACUGGCCGAGCGCCUCGAGAAAGAGCAUGGAAUCAAGGCAUUGCCCGUACAAGCAGACAUGGGCAGUGAGAACGGACCCGCACACCUCAUCGCCACAGCACUGAACCACUUUGCCCACCCCAAGACCCGCAAACUGCAAAUCGACAUCAUCAUCAACAAUGCUGGUGUGGCAUCAAACCUUCCCGUCGAGAAGUGCAAUGCCGAGGACUUUGACUUUGUCUACCGUGUCAACGUCAGAGGCCCUCUGUUCCUUAUGAAGGCUGCUAUUCCGUACUUGCCCACCGACCGCAGUGGUCGCGUUGUCAAUGUUAGCAGUGUCAGUGCUAGCUGUGGCUUCAGCGAGCAGAGUGUCUAUGGUGGCUCAAAGGCUGCUGUUGAGGCCAUGACACGCACAUGGGCUCGUGAGUUGGCCGAGAGAACUACUGUCAACGCCAUCAACCCCGGCCCCGUCAUGACUGACAUGUGGAGCGGAGUCACACAAGAGUUCCAAGAGGGCAUCGCACCAUGGCUCAAGAACACCCCUCUAGCAGCAGUCCGUAAGGGCGUUGACAGCGAGGAGCUAGUCAAGCAAGCAGAGACCGCUGGUGGAAGACCUGCAUACGAACACGAGACCGCUGGUGUCAUUGCCAUGCUCUGUACUCCAGACGCCGCAUACACCACUGGCUCCGUCAUCAGCUGCAACGGAGGGUUCAAGUUCAGCACAUAG